AUGCCUUUAGACACAUCAUCAUACACGCUCGCGCAUCUGCGACUGGACGGAAGAAGAUGGAACGAGCUGCGACGAUGCCACGGACAAAUGUCGACACAAGCGGCGGCCGAUGGAUCGAGCUACCUUGAAAUGGGCAACACGAAGGUCAUUUGUACAGUCACUGGCCCGACGGAAUCAAGGCGUGCAGGAGGUCUCGGCGGUGCCGAAGCAAAGAUUGAAGUUGAGAUUGGUCUGGCUGGCUUCAGCGGUGUCGAGCGCAAGAGACGUGGAAAGGGCGACAAACGAACAAGCGAGAUGCAGCAUACCAUCGCUUCAGCUUUCGCAGACACCCUGUCAACACAACUAUACCCGCACAGCACAAUCACCAUCAACCUCCACAUCCUCUCUCAGGAUGGUUCGCUAAUGGCCGCUUGCAUUAACGCCUCCACUCUCGCUCUCAUCGACGCCGGUAUCCCCAUGACCGACUACAUCUCAGCUUGCACGGCCGGCAGCACCGCUUCAUACGCUUCCAACGACGAACAGGCCGACCCUCUACUCGAUCUGAACGGCAUGGAGGAGCAAGAGCUGCCUUUCUGUACUGUUGCAACCUUGGGCACGGAUGACAAGAUCAGUGUCUUGAUGAUGGAGACUAGAGUCCAGCUCGCUCGUCUGGAAGCUAUGAUUGUUGUUGGUGUUGACGGCUGCAAGCAAAUCAGAAACACUCUUGACGGCAUCGUUCGCCAGCACGGAAACUCUUUGCUUCAAAAGACUGUCACUUGA
This is a messenger RNA of Aureobasidium pullulans EXF-150, 759 nucleotides long. Its product is annotated as ribosomal protein S5 domain 2-like protein. Lineage: Eukaryota; Fungi; Ascomycota; Dothideomycetes; Dothideales; Saccotheciaceae. The record is from RefSeq and is a predicted model, not a curated record. Gene Ontology annotation, biological process: nuclear mRNA surveillance; rRNA catabolic process; poly(A)-dependent snoRNA 3'-end processing. Gene Ontology annotation, cellular component: nucleolus; nuclear exosome (RNase complex); cytoplasmic exosome (RNase complex). The coding region runs from base 1 to 759 and encodes 252 amino acids. The transcript is spliced from 2 exons.